Lingula anatina is the source of this 1715-nucleotide messenger RNA. Its product is annotated as galanin receptor 2a. Gene Ontology annotation, cellular component: plasma membrane. Gene Ontology annotation, biological process: G protein-coupled receptor signaling pathway. Lineage: Eukaryota; Metazoa; Brachiopoda; Lingulata; Lingulida; Lingulidae. Gene Ontology annotation, molecular function: G protein-coupled receptor activity. The record is from RefSeq and is a predicted model, not a curated record.
AGCUGCCUCGUCCAUGUGAGCAUGCGCAAAAUCCCCACUUUGUCAAAGAUCGUCUAUCGGCUGCGGCGUAGAUAGUCAGUGGAAUUUGUAGAGUAACUGUAAGAUCAUCAACAGUGUCGGACUUCUAUAUAUAACCAGGAUGGCGGUAGUUGACAGCCUCACCAACUCCACAGCCGUCUACAACGACACGGGGUUCACAGCCGUCUACAACGACACGGGGUUCACAGCCGUCUACAACGACACGGGGUUAUAUUGUCACGUGUUAGAGAUGGGCUUUACUCGGGUAGGAAUCCCGCUCCUCUUGUCUCUGAUCAGCCUUCUCGGGUUGGCGGGAAAUGUCCUUGUUAUCUACGUCAUAUCCAGGAAUAAACGGAUGAACGCGCUGUUCUUUAACUUAGCUCUGGCUGAUUUGUUCUUCAUCAUCGUGUGUGUACCGGUUCAGAUCACUAACUAUGCCUCGGCCAACAGAGUGGCACUGGGUCCUGUGAUCUGCAAGAUCAGCUACUACGUCACCUACUUCACCAUGGCACUCAGUAUCUACUCUCUUGUGGCCAUCUGUGUCCUGCGCUAUGUGGGCAUCAAACACCCGCUUCACGCCAGGAAACUGUUACGCCGCAGAAACGUGAUUCUCGCCAGUAGCGUGAUUUGGGUGUUUACGUUGGUGUUGAACAUACCGGUGGCGUUUUUCUACAAUGAGACGUCGACGUCAUUGUGUAGUGUGUCUACGGGGGAACAGUGGCAGUACUACGUCUACGUCUCACUGACGUCAGGAUUUGACUUUGUUAUUCCUUUCAUCCUGGUCUCUACGCUGUCUACGUUGAUUAUUGUAACAAUAAGGAAAGACCUCACUGAGAGAGAGGAGCUGCAUCUGGAAACUGAGGAACAGCUUCAGCAAUCCAAGAAAAAUACGAAAAGACUGAUUGUUCUGGUCAUAUUGGUAACAGUGGUCUUCUUCGUCUGCAACGGACCACUUAACUUAACUUUAAUUCUUGUAGGGAUGGGAGCCGUCAGUUUUACGUGUGACCCUGUGGACGGGAUUCCUAUCAUUCUCAUUCAAGUUCUGGCCAUUUCAAACGCCAGUUUAAAUCCUCUGAUAUUCAACUUUGCAUCAAAGGAAUUCAGAAAAGAAUUUGCAAAAGCCCUGAGUUUUCGUUCUAAAAAAAGAACCACCGACAGUAUGGCUUUAACAGGUUGUGGUGGAAAUAAAAACGGAACUAAAUGUACUCUAAGAGACUCGCAGUAGUUCAGACAAUUCAGUUUUUAAUAAUCAUUGUAUGAUGUUCUAUGUUUUUGUUUCCAUUUCACUCUACAUUUUAUCAAUAUUCAGAGAUAAUAGACCUUAGGAUUAGUUUUUUUUCUUCGGUAUUCUGCAUUCUCCUGACCCCUGCUUGCAAUUGACCCAAUUGUCCGUUUUCCUAUGUCUUCUCUGAAAUCAGUGGCACUCAUUACAGAACGAUUACGUUUAAAACCAGCUGAAUCCCCUGAGAGAUGGGCGAGGUCGGCCAUAUUGAAUUCCACAGUUUUAAAAACCAUUGAAUGUUUUCGUCAGCAGAGGCGAUGUUGUCUCCGUUGUUGUCUGCCACUGCAGUAAAUAUAGAGACAAAACAAACACUACAAAGCUCGGUGCCUUUCGAUAUAGGUAAUAAGAAGAAAUGUAAUGUUGUUAAUGCAUUUUUGUAUAUUUAAUUUGUGAACAAGGUGCACAAUAAUCAAGU